Racocetra fulgida is the source of this 353-nucleotide messenger RNA. The record is from the annotation of a GenBank genome assembly. Lineage: Eukaryota; Fungi; Glomeromycota; Glomeromycetes; Diversisporales; Gigasporaceae.
UUGAUAAAGAAGAAGCAAAAAUUAAUAAAGGAAAGCAAAAAGAAGUUGGUGAAGAAGGAGCGGAAAUUGAUAAUGAAAUGCAAAAAGAAGUUAGUAAAGAAGAAACAGAAAUUGAUAAAAGAAAGCAGAAGGAAAUUAAUCUUUCUUUAAUAUCGGAAGAAGAAACUUCUAGAAUUCUUAGUUGUCAAGAGUCCAAUAUCAGUACAUCUGAUAUUAACAAUCAAGAUCCUAAUAUUGAUGAUAAUAAAAUUAUAGAGAUUCUUGCAAAUACUGAAAUCUUCUUACAACAUUUAUUAGAACUAGAAAAACUAGAAGAACUAGAAGAUCAGAAAAAGGAAGGUGAAAACAACUAA